UCUCUUGUCUCCUGGUCUCGGCGGCGAUCCCUAUCACGGUCAGCCAUAUGCGACCUUCUGCGCAGAAACUAACAGGAAUAUCAUGCAGUCUCGAACAUGCUGAACCGCCUCCACGGGCAACCCGAAAGCUACGACAAGAAGGCCAAGUACCGAUUUGGGCGCACCCUCGGCGCCGGCACGUAUGGCAUCGUCAGGGAGGCAGAGGGUCCCGAUGGCCGGGUCGCGAUCAAGAUCAUUUUGAAGAAGGUCGUCCGGGGCAAUGAGCGCAUGGUCCUCGACGAGCUGGAAAUGCUCCAGCGACUCCAGCACCCGCACAUUGUUAAGUUUGUGGACUGGUUCGAAUCAAGAGACAAGUACUACAUCGUCACGGAGCUCGCGACCGGUGGAGAGUUGUUCGAUCGGAUUUGCCAACAGGGCAAGUUCACUGAGAAGGAUGGGUCUCAAACCAUUAAGCAGGUCUUGGAAGCGGUCAAUUACCUGCACCAGAACAAUGUCGUCCAUCGUGACCUCAAGCCCGAGAACCUCCUCUACCUCACCAAGGACCUAGACUCGGAUCUGGUUCUGGCCGACUUCGGCAUUGCGAAGACGCUCGGCACCAAGGAUGAGGUCCUCACAACUAUGGCUGGGUCAUUCGGGUACGCGGCGCCCGAGGUGAUGCUCAAGCAGGGCCACGGCAAACCCGUCGACAUGUGGUCGCUGGGCAUCAUCACCUACACGCUGCUCUGCGGCUACCCGCCCUUCCGCUCCGAGAACCUCCAGGAUCUCAUCGACGAGUGCAGUGCCUGCCGCGUCGUGUUCCACGAGCGGUAUUGGAAGGACGUGAGCGAGGAUGCCAAGGACUUCAUCAUGGGGCUAUUGCGAUCGAAACCGGAGGAGCGCUGGUCGAGCGACCGCGCCCUCGCUCAUCCGUGGCUGAGCGGCCAGAACGCCUCCGACCACAACUUGCUGCCCGAGAUCCGCGCCUACCUCACCCGUGCGCGGCUGCGCCGCGGCAUUGAGAUGGUCAAGCUCGCCAACCGGAUCGAGGCCCUCAAGAUUCAGGAGGAGGACCCCGAGAAUUCGGAUAUGCCCAAAGACGCCACGUUAGCAGCGGACCAAUCGCGCCACUAUUCCCAUUCCUCUAGCGCUAACAACAAUGCUUCGGACAGUGGUUCUGCUGCCGUUCCCAGUGCUCCCGCCGCGGACUCGGGCAGCAGCGGCGAUGGCGGCAAACGUACGCUAUCCAAAACCAUCAAGGGCGCCAUCUUCCGCGAGGUGGUUCUUGCCAAGGUGCGCGAGAUGAAGGAGCAGGAGGAGACGCUCAAGGUGACCGAGGAGGCCUCGAAGACGGGUUAAGGGACGGGGGACAACACCGCCGUAGCUUGAAUAUAGGCGGAUACCAAAACGCCGGAUGGUUUGGGAGGACUAGGUUGUUCGAACGGACUGGGAGGGAAUCUUUCUCCAUACCCCCUACUCUGAGUUCUGGACGAGGAGUGGGUUGCUUUCAAAUGUGCUGAUAUCUCGAGGUUUAUUUUGC
Messenger RNA from Chaetomium fimeti, 1516 nucleotides. Its product is annotated as kinase-like domain-containing protein. The transcript has 5 exons. The record is from RefSeq and is a predicted model, not a curated record. The coding region runs from base 97 to 1335 and encodes 412 amino acids. NCBI's taxonomy places the organism in Eukaryota, Fungi, Ascomycota, Sordariomycetes, Sordariales, Chaetomiaceae. Gene Ontology annotation, molecular function: calcium/calmodulin-dependent protein kinase activity; ATP binding. Gene Ontology annotation, biological process: cellular response to oxidative stress; protein phosphorylation.